Frieseomelitta varia is the source of this 2299-nucleotide messenger RNA. RefSeq names its product lipoma-preferred partner homolog (gene Zyx). Gene Ontology annotation, biological process: cell-cell adhesion. NCBI's taxonomy places the organism in Eukaryota, Metazoa, Arthropoda, Insecta, Hymenoptera, Apidae. The record is from RefSeq and is a predicted model, not a curated record. Gene Ontology annotation, cellular component: stress fiber; focal adhesion. The coding region runs from base 219 to 1892 and encodes 557 amino acids. The transcript is spliced from 6 exons.
UAAUACAUAUUGGUAUAUUAAACAUUCAAAUUCGUUUUCAAAUAACCGUCCAGAGAAUUAUCGAAUAAUAUAUGUAUGUUUAUAGUUCAUACACAUUAAAAUUUGUAGAUGAUUUCUUAUUUGUUUAAACAAUAAACAAUAAACAACUCUGAACUAUAUUUUGAUUAUUGAUUGAAUGUCGUGCUACAAGAACGAGAAAGAGCUAUGAUUGGACCUAUAUGCAUAGGAAAAGUCACUGUAAAGGAAUUUUUGAAGUAAAAAGGAAAAUGUCUAAUGUUAGUAAUUUGGAACAACAAAUUGCAAAUUUGCAAAUUAAUCAUGAGGAUGGCGUUAAAACCACUAAGUCUGGAAAGAAAGUAGGACCAGCUGUACCUCCAAAACCAAAAAAAUCACAACCACAGAUACCACAAAGUUAUAUUAUAAAGGCUGCUUCUGUGCCAUCAUAUAGUACAUUACUUAAUAAUUCUGGCCAAAAUGAAAAAUCAUCAAAUUUGUAUGUGAAUUCUCCUUUGCCAUAUGUGCCACUGAACAUAGAGAAAAAUGAUUUUUCAUUAUCAUCUACUUUAAAUGGAAAUGAUGUUCCUAAAAGCUACCAAAACAAUGAAAAUUUUUAUAUGCAUCAAUCGGAUGAAAAAUUUGAGCCAAAAUAUAGAUAUGAUGAAAAGAAUCACUAUUCAAAUGUUGGAAAUAUGCCUACUCCUCAAAUCCCAGUUGAAGAUCAUUCAAGAACAACACAGAACAUUGUAUACAGCAAUAUAGGUUCUCCAAUAUCUAUACCAGUUAAUAAGACAGCUAAGACUGAAAAAGAUAUUAUCUACAGCAAUAUUCAAUGGAAUUCUAAACCAGAAAAUACAUAUUGUAAUAUUCCUUCUGCACACAAUAAUGACGACUUACCACCACCGCCAGAACCUUCAGAAUAUGUUCCAUGUGUAUUGGGUAAUUCUUUCCCACCGCCACCUGAAGAAUUACCGCCUCCACCAAGUCCUGUGUCAUCCAGUUAUAGCGAACUAAGACGCGCUACUUAUCAAACUGAUUUUCCAUCUGACAAUUAUCCAAAUGAUAUUUAUGGACCAAGUUCACAAUCUAGUUCUACAUAUGAAUCUAUAUAUGAACCAAUUAAUCCUAGACCACCUUCACAAUUAUCUUGCAAUUAUUCUAUGUAUUCUGGUUAUGGCUCUGCUACAUCUACUCAACCUCAAGGAAAAGUCUCUCCAGUUAAGGAAGUGGAUGUUCUAACUGAUUUGUUAGUUCAAGGAAUGGAGGAUAAUGCAGAAGAUAGUGAUAUAUAUGGAAUUUGUGCUCAUUGUGGUCGUAAAGUUGAAGGCGAAGGUACUGGUUGUUCCGCGAUGGAUAAAGUAUUCCAUAUUGACUGCUUUUGUUGUUUUGUGUGCAAAGUUAAUCUACAGGGUAAACCCUUCUAUUCACUGGAAAAUAAACCCUAUUGCGAGGAAGAUUACUUAAACACUUUAGAAAAAUGCUGUGUUUGCACUAGACCAAUACUGGAUAGAAUAUUAAGAGCUACAGGAAAACCUUAUCAUCCAUCCUGUUUUACAUGUGUUGUUUGUGGACAAAGUUUGGAUGGUAUACCAUUUACAGUAGAUGCUACAAAUCAGAUUCAUUGUAUAGAAUGUUUCCACAAAAAAUUUGCACCACGUUGUUGUGUUUGUAAGCUACCGAUUAUGCCAGAACCAGGACAAGACGAAACUGUGCGUGUUGUAGCACUAGAUCGUAGUUUCCAUAUUCAGUGUUACAAAUGCGAGGAUUGUGGAUUAGUUUUAUCCUCUGAUUCUGAGGGGCGUGGCUGCUAUCCUUUAGAUGAUCAUGUAUUAUGCAAAAGUUGUAAUGCUACUCGUGUGCAAGCAUUAACAUCACAUAUGACAACUGAAUUAUAAAUUAUGAAUAUUGAAGCAAUAUAUUAAAUUGUUAUAUUUAUAGUUGCCGUUUUACGAAUUUUUAAUGUUUAGAUAAAUGACAGACAUCUAAUGUCUGAACAAUUUUUUUAUAAUUUAAUACUUCGAGAUAAAUUACACCAAAUAUUCAUUAUAUUUCGAUUUUUCUGUUUAAGAUUUAUAUUUUGAAAAUGAUAUACAUAUAUCUGUAUGUAUAGUGACUUAGAAUAAGUAGAUUUGAAAGAACUUUCCGAACCAAGUAAAUGUUACUGCCUUUGCACUGCUAACUAUAAAUGCGUAAUGUUGUAACUUCUGCAAUAUAAUUGAUUAUAAUGAUUAAUGUGAUUUAGUAUUGCAUAUAUUAUUCAAUAUAGAUAUUCAAUUGAAGUAUUACAGAUAUUUUCUAGUUA